This is a messenger RNA of Ilex paraguariensis (yerba mate), 381 nucleotides long. The record is from the annotation of a GenBank genome assembly. Lineage: Eukaryota; Viridiplantae; Streptophyta; Magnoliopsida; Aquifoliales; Aquifoliaceae.
AUGGGGGAUUCCCAUAAGAGUCCCAAAGAAGCUAAGGAUGUUUCACUUGAAGAACUUAAAGACAGGCUUGCACAGUUUGCCAGAGUGAGGGGUUGGGAACAAUAUCACAGCCCCAGAAACCUCCUUUUAGCUCUGGUUGGAGAGGUGGGAGAGCUGUCUGAGAUAUUCCAGUGGAAGGGAGAAGUUGAAAGAGGACUUCCCAACUGGACUCCUGAUGACAAGGAACAUCUGGAGGAGGAGCUUUCUGAUGUUCUACUUUAUCUGGUUCAGCUAGCUGAUGUUUGUGGGCUUGACUUGGGGCAAGCAGCACUCGCAAAGAUACUCAAGAAUGCUCAAAAGUACCCAGCUCUUAAUCCAUCAACUAUUUCCACUUAUAAGUAG